Messenger RNA from Prunus armeniaca (apricot), 1722 nucleotides. NCBI's taxonomy places the organism in Eukaryota, Viridiplantae, Streptophyta, Magnoliopsida, Rosales, Rosaceae. The record is from the annotation of a GenBank genome assembly.
AUGUCUAUGAAAAUAAGAGAGAUGGUUUGUGUGACACAUGCGUUCAAUUCCUUUUUAAGUAGAAACAGUAAUGCUAGGAACAUGGGAAAGAAAGGGAGUUGGUUUUCUGCCAUAAAGAGGGUUUUUUCACCGCAUUCCAAGGAGAAGGUAGUCAAUGGUUCAGAGAAGAAAAACACAAAAGAAAAGAAGGGGCUUGGGAAACUAAAGCAUGGAGAGACCAAUUCAUUCAUUCCCCUGUUCAGGGAACCAAGCAGCAUUGAGAAAAUUUUUGGGGAUUUUGAAAGGGAGCAGCAAAGAGUAAAUUUUAGGCCUCCUACCCCCGAUGAGCAACCAAAGACACCGCCUUUUGUGCCUCCUAGAGUUGCUUCACCCAGGGAUCCUUCCCCAAGGGUUGGCUCACCAAGGGCUGCUUCUCCAAGGGCUGCUUCUCCAAGGGCUCCUCCAAGGGCUCCUUCUCCAAGAGCUCCUUCCCCAAGAGCUCCAUCUCCUAGGAUUCUUCAUCAUCAUAAGGAGAUUAGAUACAGACCUGAACCAACUCUAAGGAACCACCAUGCUUCAGCUACUAAAAUCCAAGCAGCUUAUAGAGGUUAUAUGGCGAGGAGAAGUUUUAGAGCUCUAAAGGGUCUAGUGAGGCUUCAAGGAGUGGUGAGAGGACAGAAUGUGAAGCGCCAGACAUUGAAUGCCAUGAAAUACAUGCAACUCUUGGUGCGGGUUCAGUCUCAAAUUCAGUCACGCAGGAUCCAGAUGUUAGAAAAUCAAGCAAAACAUCAAGGUCAAUACAAGAAUGAUAAGGAAGUGGAAAGCACCUUUGGCAAAUGGACCUUGAGCCAGGCAUCUGAGACAGGCAAUAAUGAUGAAUGGGAUGAUAGUUUGCUAACUAAGGAGGAAGUGGAGGCAAGGUUGCAGAAGAAGGUCGAGGCAGUUGUUAAAAGAGAAAGAGCAAUGGCCUAUGCAUACUCCCACCAGCUGUUGAAAGCUACUCCUAAAUCAGGUCAAACACCUGUAGCUGAUAUCCGGUCUGGGGGAUUCCCAUGGUGGUGGAACUGGUUGGAACGUCAGCUCCCCUCAAAAGACCCUCCUACAGAAACCAAUGCAUUGAAGAACUUUCAACUUACUCCUCCGAGAUCACAUUCAGAACUGAAGCCAAGCCCGGUGCCACAAGCAAGCAGUCAGAGGCAACAUCCCUUUUUAUUUGAUAACAAUCUGGACACGCCAAAAUCCUCAAAAUCAACCAUAAAUCUGACAACACUAAAACAAGCAGGAACCCCGCCUCCGAUUAAUAUGAGUAGUACUCCACAAGCAAACAGCUUGGGGCUAUCAAAGUACACAAGACGACCACCAGCUGGUGGAGCUGAAUCCCCUUUUGGUUUUCCACUGAAGGAUGAUGAUAGCCUCACAAGCUGCCCCUCAUUCUCAGUUCCCAACUACAUGACUCCAACCGUGUCAGCCAAAGCCAAAGCGCGAGCUGGUAGUAAUCCUAGGGAGAGAUUUGUGGGGACUCCAAGCAGUGAGUCCAAAAGAAGGCUCUCCUUCCCUUUGACACAAGGCAUUGGGUCUUUCAAGUGGAACAAAGCUUCUUUUUUCUCUAAUAAUAAGGAUUCCAGCUCUCAAAGGAUUUUAGACAAGAACCAGCCCCUGCAAUCUCUAGGAAAUUUGAGCAUAGAUUCCACGGUUUCUAUGCCUGCAGGAGUUGGAAGGAAGCCAUUUAAUAGAUUUGUGUGA